Molecule: messenger RNA, 1811 nt
Organism: Sinocyclocheilus rhinocerous
Lineage: Eukaryota; Metazoa; Chordata; Actinopteri; Cypriniformes; Cyprinidae
Product: tripartite motif-containing protein 35-like
Exons: 7
Coding region: 304-1539 (411 amino acids)
Molecular function (GO): zinc ion binding; protein binding
Source: RefSeq, a predicted model, not a curated record
UAUUCCGCCCUGACUUCAUGCUUCAUAACAUCAAGGAAGUUAAGCCACGUUACGGGAAAGAAAUUCUGAUAAUGUUGUCGGACUUGCUUUUAAUAUCUCAGUUGGUCUUUUCUCAAUGUCUCGAUAAAAGCAUAAAACCAUCAGCAAUCAGUGGAGAAGAAGAGAAACACUUUCAAAAGGCAUGUUUGAGUUUGUUUCGGAAUAGACUGAAGCAUUUGUGUGAUUCUCCUGGUUGUGUUUGAAAUCCUUUAGAAAGUGAAAGUGAAAUGUAGGCUAGUUUGCUGGAGCUCUCAAACAGUGAAAAUGGAUUCAUUCUCUGUAAAGGAAAUUUCUUGUCCGAUUUGCUGUGAAAUCUUCAGGGCUCCUGUUCUUCUGUCGUGUAGUCACAGUUUCUGUAAAGAGUGUCUUCAACAGUUCUGGAGAACCAAGUACACUAAGGAGUGUCCUGUCUGCAGGAGAAGAUCGUCAAGGGAUGAUCCUCCAUGUAAUCUUGUGUUAAAAAACUUGUGCGAGUCAUUCCUGAAGAAAGGGGGAAAUGAGAGCCACUCAUCGGGACCUGAGGAGGUCUGCAGUUUACAUCAUGAAAAACUCAAACUCUUCUGUCUGGAGGACAAACAGCCUGUGUGUUUAGUGUGCAGAGAUUCACAAAAACACCUCAAUCACACAUUCAGACCCAUCAGUGAAGUAGUUUCAUCUCAUACGGAAGAGCUGAAGUCCUUACAAGAACAACUUAAACACAGAGAGAAAAUUAAAGAAGAGUGUGUGACAAUAUUUCAACACAUUCAGUGUCAGGCGGAGCACACUGAACGUCAGAUUAAACUGGAGUUUGAGAAGCUUCAUCAGUUUCUCAGAGAUGAAGAAGAAAUUGCCAUCGCUGCGCUGAGGGAGGAAAAGGAGCAGAAGAAUCAGAUGAUGCAGGAGAAGUUUGAGGAGCUCAACAGACACAUCUCAGCUCUUUCACACACAAUCAGAGACCUGGAGAAGAUGAUGAAUGGCAAUGAAGUUUUGUUUCUAAAGAACUUUCCAGAUGCGAUGGAAAGAGUCCAGAGCUUACGGUCGGAUGUACAGCUGGCUUCUGGAGCUUUGAUUGAUGUGGCACGUUACCUGGGCAACCUGCCAUUCAGAGCCUGGAAGAAGAUGCAAGAUGUUGUCCAAAACACUCCUGUGAUUCUGGAUCCGAACACGGCUCAUCCUGAUCUCCUCUUGUCUGAUGAUCUGAGCAGUCUGACGUGCAGCGCCAACAGUCAAGCGCUUCCUAAUAAUCCAGAGAGAUUCGAUGAGCAUUCCUGUGUUCUGGGUUCAGAGGGGUUUACCUCAGGAACACACUGCUGGGAUGUGGACGUCAAAGAGAGCUCGUCCUGGGGCCUUGGAAUAACUACGGCAUCAAACCAGAGGAAGGGAUAUGAUUUCUUUGACAGUGGUGUGUGGAGUGUGCAGCACAGACUGUUUGAAGAGUCUGGUUUUCCUGUCGUACAAAAGCUUGAGCGGGUUUUAGAUUUCAUGGAGUUAGUUCUGGUGAGGGAUCCCUGGAGGAGAUAACAUAUGAGACCCAUAACUCAGUGAUGUAUAUGUUUUCAUUUCUCUCUUAUGAGUCAUGCAAUGAUCCGUAGAAAAAUGAACUUGCUGUCAAUAAAACAAAAUUUUGAUGGCUCUACAAAUGUCUCCUGAAUUUUUGGGGAAGAACCGUCACAUUCAUAUUUAAGAUUUUAUGGCUCAGUUAUUAAUAGAAAAAGUUCUUCAGCUGCAUUAAAGUUUUUUUUUUUCACAGGUUAAGAUACAGCAACAUGUUUUCUCUUCGAGACAUUUCUUGU